AUGUCUGAGAAUACUAGCGACCUUACAGGAUUGCUAGAAGAUGAAUACAUCGAAAGAAAGACUCAGUACAAACAACAAAAUGUACAGCCGGGACUUAGAAGGCCCAGCCAAGAUUUAGUUGUUUGCAUUAUGUUUGGACUGCUUUUUGCAUUACUUUCAUAUAUUGACGUAUUUCUACACAUCCUUGGAGAUAUGGUUGUGAUGAAGACGCAGAUUCCAAGCUCAAUAUUGUUCAUAAAGUCUGUAUUGGUUGUACCGGUGUCUUUCUUCUUCAUUGAUGUUGUUCAAAGGAAACUAAAAACUCUAGGCCCUUCAAGAAUGUUUGAGAUCAUCCUUCUGUGCUCUUCUGCAUUUCUGCUGCUUUUUGGAACUGUUAUCUGGCCAAAUAGCAAAGCUCUUCAAAUAGACUUCUUCUGGUCAAGAGACAUAUUCUCUGAGGGUAAGAUGAAUUCAAGACGACUAGAUUUUCUUUUUCCUACAUUUUUAGUAUUCAACGAAUGGAUCUCUAGUGUGUUGUACCUUAUUUCUGAGCUCUGGGGAUCUCUGAUUGUGUCGUUUAUGUUUUUUUCGCGAUUAACGCAUCAAUGCACAGAAUCACAGUUAAAAAGGUUUUUUCCAAUGCUUUCGCUGAUUUCUGGAGUGGCCAUGCUCUCUUCAGGUCUUUUGAUAAGGAAUUUAAAUAAGCACAGAGAUGGGCUGUGCUUUGAUGACAAGGAAACUAUGUUUUCAAGGGUGUUUGUAGUAGCUUCGAUUCUUGGAUUGGUUACAACGGGAAUGAGUUUUUUUACAGACAGGUUCCUUACAAAGCAGCAGAGUAGUAUGAAGGAUGUGGCGCAUAUAGAUCAAAAGAUGACGCUUUCGAUGUCAUUGAAACUAAUGCAAAAGUCAAAGCUUCUUGCAGCCAUGACAACCAUUGUGAUAAUGUCAUCUGUAUGUUCUGGUGUUGUUGAGGCAACAUAUCGGGGAGGAAUAACACUGGGUGCUGCGCAAGCAUCCACCACGAUUCCUUCCUAUGUUAACAGACUGAAUGCCCUUGCACAGAUAAUAACAUCGAUUUUUCUGCUUGUAAUUUUUUUCAAGCCAGCAGGCCAAUUCAUAGACAAAAAGGGAUGGCUGCCUGUAGCAAUUGUUGCGCCUGCCAUGGUAGUUAUAUCGCUUCUAGUUUUUUUUCCGAUUGUUUUUGUAAACCUGAGGAAGGAGGAAAUUGCAAGGUUUGUGCUUGAAAAUUACAUUGGGAUGGUUGUUGUGUCAUUGAUUAGAAUAUCGAAGUACUGCUUCUUUGACAUAUCGAAGGAGGCGGUUUCCAUCAGGAUAGAUCCUAUGCACAGGCAGAUGUUUAGAGGAAUACAUGAUGGCCUGGGAAUAAAUGUUGGCAAGACAAUAGGAUCGUUGUACUGUACGAUUGUAACCAUGAUAUUUGAUGUAAGAGAGAUACGAAGCAUGGCACUAAUAUCCUCGGUGUUUAUAGCAGGACUGUGUAUUGUGUGGAUCCGAUCGAUUCUGUGCAUAAAUCGGAGCUAUAAAGAGUCUAUUGUGCGAAAUGGUUUUGCUGAUGUAGGAGCAAUAGCUCAUUGA
Ordospora colligata OC4 is the source of this 1575-nucleotide messenger RNA. Its product is annotated as ATP/ADP translocase. NCBI's taxonomy places the organism in Eukaryota, Fungi, Microsporidia, Ordosporidae. Gene Ontology annotation, molecular function: ATP:ADP antiporter activity. Gene Ontology annotation, biological process: nucleotide transport. The transcript has a single exon. Bases 1 to 1575 code for a protein of 524 amino acids. The record is from RefSeq and is a predicted model, not a curated record. Gene Ontology annotation, cellular component: membrane.